AUGGCCUUAGAGGAGACGAGAUCCAAGAUUCCUGCAGCAGCACAGGUUCAACAUCAUUCACAAUUGGAGGAAGAGGAGACACUACCGAUAUCCGAUCAAAUCUCCACCGAGAACACUUCACUUGAAUCUUCACAAUCAAAACCACUCUCAUACCCACAUUCGCGCUCGCACUCGCUAUCACUCUCAUUCCCUCUCUCGGACACAAAUCCACACCCACACUCACAUCCACACUCACCUCAACCCUCAAAAUCUCAUUUUCCUAUACAAAAUUUACCAAGAACUUCCACAUCUGAAGCAUCGGCGCGUUCGGAAGAAGAAUUGUUAGAUCCAGAUGCUGCUGCAGCUCUCGCAGAUUUACACCCAACAGAUACAAUCAUGGAUUCACAACCUUCGGGUCAUCGGCGGAGGAGAAGUAGCAUGAUGAAUAGCUUGGAUCCAAAUUCAAGAGUCCCAAAAGCAAAGCGAUCACCAAAAACUUCUAUAAUUGGAGGAGAUACGAAAUCUGGAGAUAGAGGGUCAGACGAUGAUUCGAGAUCUACUAGCGAUGAUAUGGAAUUGAAUAAUUUCUCUGAAGAUGGUGAUUUACAAGAUGAUGAGGAAACCGGUUUGACUGCCAAGUCGAGAGCAAAACGAAAGAAGAAGAAGAUACGGCAUCAAUCAAUGGAUCAUAGAAUUGCGGGAGAUAUUAAAGUAACAACAGAUGAGAAGAAAGAAGCGGAUUGGAAUGUCGUGAGGAAGAGUUUAAUGAAUGGGUCUCUAAUAGGACUUUGGUAUAUAUUUUCUCUAUCAAUAUCUAUAUAUAACAAAUGGAUGUUUGAUCCAAAACAUCUCAAUUUCCAUUUCCCUCUAUUUACAACAUGUAUGCAUAUGCUAGUACAAUUCUCUCUCGCGAGUCUCGUUCUUUACUUUCUACCUCAAUUUCGACCUCGAUAUGAUUCUAUUUCCAAUCCUCACAAUACACAUGUAUCGGAUUCAGAUAUGGCUCAACAUGAGAUUGAUAUGAAGAAACCGUUAAUGACGAGAAUGUUUUACUUUACACGAAUUGGACCUUGUGGAAUGGCAACAGGAUUGGAUAUUGGUCUUGGAAAUAUGUCUUUAAAAUUCAUAACCCUUACAUUUUAUACUAUGUGCAAAUCCUCGUCUCUCGCAUUCGUACUUCUUUUCGCAUUCGUAUUUCGUCUCGAAACUCCUUCUUGGCGUUUAGUUGGUAUUAUAUUCACAAUGACAGUUGGUGUUGUAAUGAUGGUAUUUGGUGAAGUCGACUUUUCGACCAAGGGCUUUAUUCUCGUCAUAUUUGCCGCAUUUUUCUCCGGUUUCCGUUGGGGUUUGACACAAAUUCUUCUUCUUCGCAACCCAGCAACUUCGAAUCCUUUCUCCUCGAUUUUCUACCUUGCUCCUAUCAUGUUCGCCUCUCUUCUAAUCAUCGCUACUCCCGUAGAAGGAUUUCCAGCACUUUGGGAAGGUCUGAAAACAUUAGUCGAAGUCAAAGGUCCAAUCUUCGGUCCUGCACUUUUACUAUUCCCAGGUUGUAUAGCUUUUUUCAUGACAGCCUCGGAAUUCGCUCUGCUACAGCGUACAUCCGUCGUUACUCUUUCAAUCGCAGGAAUUUUCAAAGAAGUAGUUACAAUUUCAGCCGCAGGAUUAGUUUUCCAUGAUCCUCUUACGUUAAUCAAUAUCUCUGGUCUCUUCGUCACAAUCGGUGCAAUCGCAGCAUAUAAUUGGAUUAAGAUUCGAAAAAUGAGAGAAGAUGCUCAAACAGAAGCUCAUAGAAUUCAUGAAGCUGCAGAAAGAGCAAGAGAAAGUGGAAGUGAUGCAGAUGGAGAAGAUGGAGAAAGUGAUUGGGAUGGUCAAGAGGGAAGUUAUGUUACAAAUGAUGGCGACAUUCUACCAAACCCGGAUAGAUUCCAAGUCAAAAAAGGAGAAAGUUCAAGAGCAGAAAUUGCACCAUUGGUUGGAAACAGCGCAAAGAAAGAUUUGAGUGAUUGA
Messenger RNA from Sclerotinia sclerotiorum 1980 UF-70, 1986 nucleotides. RefSeq lists its product as hypothetical. Bases 1 to 1986 code for a protein of 661 amino acids. NCBI's taxonomy places the organism in Eukaryota, Fungi, Ascomycota, Leotiomycetes, Helotiales, Sclerotiniaceae. The record is from RefSeq and is a predicted model, not a curated record. Gene Ontology annotation, biological process: UDP-glucose transmembrane transport. The transcript is spliced from 3 exons. Gene Ontology annotation, cellular component: Golgi apparatus; endoplasmic reticulum-Golgi intermediate compartment; cis-Golgi network. Gene Ontology annotation, molecular function: antiporter activity.